AUGCCUGCAGGCCUCCGGCAGGAAGCGCCGGGCAGCCCUCACGCAGGCCUGGCCCGGCUGCAGGCGGCGGAGCCCUGCGAGCCCAAGCAAGACCCUCUGCCCCUGCGAGCAGAGCGAGCCAGCGAGCGUGGCCGCGCGCAUUCCAGCCGCCUGAUUGACGCGCACCAGGGUCCCCGCCUGCGGCUCCUGCCGCUGCCACCGCCUGCCUGCCGCAUCAAAGCAGAUGUUUGCAGCUGGUUUGAGUUGGAUCCCCGUCAACAGGCCCCUUUUUGUCUCCAAAUAAAAACCAGCUACGCCCGGAAUGAUAAGGACGCUGCAGGCACGCUCUUCGCGGCCAAAUGCAGUGGUUGCAUGGAGAAGAUCGCCCCCACCGAGUUCGUGAUGCGGGCGCUGGAGUGCGUCUACCACCUGGGCUGCUUCUGCUGCUGCGUGUGCGAGCGGCAGCUGCGCAAGGGUGACGAGUUCGUGCUCAAGGAGGGCCAGCUCCUGUGCAAGGGCGACUACGAGAAGGAGAAGGACCUGCUCAGCUCCGUGAGCCCUGAUGAGUCCGACUCCGUGAAGAGUGAGGACGAGGAUGGUGACAUGAAACCAGCUAAGGGACAGGGCAGCCAGAGCAAAGGCAGCGGGGACGAUGGGAAGGACCCUCGGAGGCCCAAGCGACCCCGGACCAUCCUCACCACACAGCAGCGAAGAGCCUUCAAGGCCUCCUUUGAGGUCUCCUCCAAGCCCUGCCGGAAG
This is a messenger RNA of Castor canadensis (American beaver), 738 nucleotides long. The record is from RefSeq and is a predicted model, not a curated record. NCBI's taxonomy places the organism in Eukaryota, Metazoa, Chordata, Mammalia, Rodentia, Castoridae.